GCUCGUUCUGCGAGAAUAGUAUUCGUUUGGAAUGCGGAGGAAUCCGGGUACCAUUUGCUUUUGGCGAAAGUUUUGAUGCUCAUUUUCGUAGAUGCCGACGAGAACGCCAUUUCUGCUGUCACAGAAGUGGGGGAAUAACGAGAAGCUUCGGAUUCAUCAAUAUGUCGUCCAUCGGGUCCCCCAUGCUGGAGGCCGCUAGGUCUCGAAAACGGUGUCGCCGGCCUUCGGUCCCGAGGAAAAUAGAUCUACCUGUUGAGAUAUAAAUUGGACACAAUGCCAUUCAUCUUUGAGACUUCUGGACCAAAUUGAUCGGUAUAUGCUUCAGACUGCCUGUAUCGUUUCACGUACAGAACCUCACUUCAUUUUGACACGAUCACUACCUGCCUUUACCUCCAGCGUCUUAACACCAUGGCUUUGCACCAAACCAUCAAGACUACUACCCUUACUUGCGAGCAACCAACUGGACUCUUUAUCAACAAUGAGUUCAUACCGGGCGUUGAGGGUAAAACGUUCCAGACCAUCAACCCUCAUGAUGAAAAGCCCAUUGUUGCAGUCCAUGAAGGCAACGAACGAGACGUGGACAUUGCCGUCCAGGCUGCACGGAGGGCUCUGAAUGGCGAAUGGAAGCAAAUCACGCCUUCCAAGCGUGGUCAGCUUCUCAUCCGGCUCGCAGAGCUAUUGGAACGUGAGACAGAGACUCUGGCUGUUAUUGAAGCGAUAGAUAAUGGGAAAGGUGUGAGCAUGGCCCGAGGCGAUGUCGCCGCGUCUGCAGGUUGCAUCCGAUAUUAUGGCGGUUGGGCGGACAAGAUCUAUGGGCAAACUAUCGACACGGACUCGGGUAGUCUCACCUACACCAGACAUGAGCCGGUGGGAGUGUGUGGCCAGGUUAUCCCCUGGAACUUCCCACUGUUGAUGUGGGCUUGGAAGAUUGGCCCUGCGAUUGCAACCGGGAACACCGUGGUGUUGAAGAGUGCGGAGCAGACUCCGCUAUCCGCCCUAUACGCUGCCAAACUAGUCAAGGAGGCUGGCUUUCCACCCGGAGUGAUUAACAUCAUUUCAGGGUUUGGCAAGACCGCCGGGGCCGCCAUCGCCGCUCACAUGGACAUCGACAAGGUUGCGUUUACCGGGUCUACGAUGGUGGGUCGACAGAUUCUCCAGACCGCAGCCAAAAGCAACCUCAAAAAGGUUACUUUGGAACUUGGGGGCAAGUCCCCGAAUAUCGUAUUUCCGGAUGCCGAUUUGGAAGAUGCGAUUGCAUGGGUGAAUUUCGGAAUCUAUUUUAACCAUGGCCAAUGCUGCUGUGCUGGAUCCCGCAUCCUGGUGCACGAGUCAGUCUAUGACCAAUUCCUAGAGAAGUUCGGCCAACGUGCGCGGCAGAACAAGGUCGGCGAUCCCAUGAGCACCGAGACGUUUCAAGGUCCCCAGAUCUCGCAGUUGCAAUUCGACCGUAUUAUGGGGUACAUUGACGAGGGCAAAAAAGCCGGGGCCAAGGUGGUUGCCGGCGGCUGUCGCUUGGGCUCAACAGGAUAUUACAUCGAACCGACUAUCUUCUCCGAAGUUAACGAAAACAUGAGUAUUGUGAAAGAAGAGAUCUUCGGCCCUGUGUGUACCGUCCAGAAGUUUAGCACGGAGGCCGAAGCAAUCCAACUGGCCAAUGACACCAAUUACGGAUUGGCUGCAGCUGUUCACUCCAAGAAUAUCGACACAGCACUUCGUGUGUCGAAUGCCGUGAAAGCUGGAACGGUUUGGGUCAACAAUUACAAUACGCUUCACUACCAGAUGCCAUUUGGCGGCUUCAAGGAGUCCGGGAUGGGUCGGGAGCUGGGCUCGUACGCGCUGGACAACUACACGCAGGUGAAGACGGUUCGCGUCCGUAUUAGCGACAAUUAAGCUGAAUAGGCAACUGUGUCAAUGGUUCUUGCUUUGCUGAGUCCCUCUUUCUCACUUUUAUUUUUAUUUUUAUUUUCUGUCGUGUUUUGUGGAAGAAUUGGCAUCUGGGAAGUUUGGAUUUACUCUGCUCAACCCUUCAACAGGGAUGCAAUGCACCCAUAGCGCUUAUAGCAUGCGGUUCCUCAGAUUAGAUUUUAUGGGUUAUAGUCGCUUGAGCUAUCAGUGAAUUAUAAAAUAUCGUCUGUC
Aspergillus glaucus CBS 516.65 is the source of this 2136-nucleotide messenger RNA. Its product is annotated as aldehyde dehydrogenase family protein. Lineage: Eukaryota; Fungi; Ascomycota; Eurotiomycetes; Eurotiales; Aspergillaceae. Bases 409 to 1890 code for a protein of 493 amino acids. Gene Ontology annotation, molecular function: aldehyde dehydrogenase (NAD+) activity. The record is from RefSeq and is a predicted model, not a curated record. The transcript is spliced from 4 exons.